AUGUCCUAUGACGACGACGAACCCACUAUAUCAUUUCUCCCACUCCCACUUUCGUUUGACUACAUCAAUCCAGCCGAUUGGCAAACAGUUUACCGGCAAAUUCAGGAAUGGCUCACCACAGAAGUUGACACAGAAUCGUCACUGUGGACGUGGGGACGUGAUGCUUUCUGGCUGGCGUUCAUCGCCGCCUAUCCGUCCUUUCCAAUGGGCAAGUGGCCAAUGUGGGAUCCUCGUAUUCCGCUGGAGGGAUCGUUCAUUGAACACUGGUUAGAAUGUUUGAAUGAUAGCAAUACUGAGGAGGUUCUGGUCCAGGAUGACGUAGUGAGUCAUAUUUGGAAUGAAUUUUGUAAACACGCGGCGCUCUUCUAUCCCCUUCCCCUCAUUUCCUCGGCUUGA
This is a messenger RNA of Suillus fuscotomentosus, 396 nucleotides long. RefSeq lists its product as uncharacterized. The transcript has a single exon. Lineage: Eukaryota; Fungi; Basidiomycota; Agaricomycetes; Boletales; Suillaceae. The record is from RefSeq and is a predicted model, not a curated record. Bases 1 to 396 code for a protein of 131 amino acids.